This is a messenger RNA of Brachypodium distachyon (stiff brome), 1227 nucleotides long. RefSeq lists its product as uncharacterized. NCBI's taxonomy places the organism in Eukaryota, Viridiplantae, Streptophyta, Magnoliopsida, Poales, Poaceae. The record is from RefSeq and is a predicted model, not a curated record. The transcript has a single exon. The coding region runs from base 286 to 1059 and encodes 257 amino acids.
UCCAUUUCCUGUCCGUCAAGUUGCAGCUGGUAGUAUAUACCAGCUCCACUAGCCAAAUAAAGGGGAAACGGAAAUUCCAAUUCCAAUUUCCAUUUGCAAUUGCAAAUUGGCAACCAUCUGGCUUUUGUUGGGAAUAAAUGGAUGCAAAUUUAUUUGGCCUCUGGCUCUGGGUACUAUAAAUACCUCUCUUCGUCAGAGAUUACUCGAGCAAACAUCUGACAGUCACGGAAGAAUAAAAAUCGCAGCUUUGUGUUGCAUCUGAAGAGCAACAGAGUGUGUUGGAUCAUGGCGCACAUGGCGGAGGAUGGCGGCGCGCUGCGGCGGCUGUUCGAGACGCCUCCGUUGCCGUUGCCGGAGAAGAAGAACCCGACGCUGCUGGAGGUACUGGCUGCGUGCAGCCAGCAGCAGAAGAAGAAGCCGGCCGUCGACCCGGCGUCCUUCACUGAGCUCUUCGGCGAGCUCCACUUCCGCGAGAAGCCGGACUCGCCGGCGGCGCACCCGGAUCCCGCGACGGUGUCGUGGCUGGACGUGGCCGCCGAGGCCGAGAAGAGGAGCAGCGGCAAAGACAGCGACUCGUCGUCGCUGGACGCGCUGCUGCGGCCGGCGAGCGCCGCCGCCGCCAUGGCGGGGGGCGGGGUGAGGCGGAGCGAGAGCUUCUCGUCGGCGUCGCUGCUGCUCUGCACGGAGGGGCUCGGGUCCGAGAGCGCCGUGGACUCGGACGACCUGGUCAAGGACGGCACCGGCGUCGGAGACGAAGACGACGAAUCUCUCCGUGGCAGUGAGGGGAAGGAGGAAUCGGCGGCGGCGGAGGAGGAGGCUCCGCCGCUUCGGGCGGCGGCGGAGUUCCCACCGGCGAUCCGGUCGGUGGGGCGCGGGGGCCGGCCGAGCGUGUGCUUCAGGGCGUCCAGGGGGGAAGGGAGGUUCGUGCUGACACGGGUGGUGAUCCCGGGGAAGGAGCUGCUCCACGCGUCCCGCGGCGGGGGGCGGCUCAGGCUCCAGUUCGCCGACGCCGCAGAGGAGCUCGCGCUUCUUGCCGCCGGAGAGCAACACGAAGGGUGAAUUGAACGAAUUAGGCAGCUGGCAGUAGCGCGCAGCAGCUGACGAUAAUUACUCUUAAAGUUUUGAUUCUUACUGGCAUAAUCACAAUCAAUGCCAAACCUCGUACCACCAAUGCUAUCUACGCUCACCUUAUUUACCAACCAUGUGUCGCUCUCACUUUUCCCUUAA